Molecule: messenger RNA, 4613 nt
Organism: Hypomesus transpacificus
Lineage: Eukaryota; Metazoa; Chordata; Actinopteri; Osmeriformes; Osmeridae
Gene: ldlrb
Product: low density lipoprotein receptor b
Exons: 18
Coding region: 265-2865 (866 amino acids)
Molecular function (GO): protein binding; calcium ion binding
Source: RefSeq, a predicted model, not a curated record
AGGCGAGAUGUGUCAGAAACAUCUUCAUGUCCUUGGCAUCCGUCCUGAACCCGUGCUGUGCUGUCUGUGUUCCCAGAAGAGCCCUCUGAAGUCCAUACUUUAUCUAGCUUCUAUUAGUUUUACCGUCGCAUCACUCAAACCGGCGCCUACCUGUCAGUGGUAGAUAGAAGCUGUCCGAAUAAGGUACAAGUCGUGGAGUGAUAUUGAUUUCAAAAAGCUACUUCAAUACUUCAAAUUGUCUAAAAGCCUGAAGAAGAAGAGGAGAUGCUUCUGACAUCAUGUUGCCUGCUUCUGCUGAUGCACUGUCUUGCCAAUACAGACGCGUUGACGUGCAGCUCCAGCCAGUUCCAGUGUGACACCGGGAAGUGCAUCACCAGCAGAUGGGUCUGCGAUGGGGGCAACGACUGUGGAGACGAGUCUGACGAGAAGCCGACUGCCUGCGAGGCAAAGAUCUGCCGGCCCACAGAGUUCAACUGUGGCGCUCCUCUGAACCAGUGUAUACCCGGGCGAUGGCACUGCGACGGCGGUGUUGACUGUGGCAAUGGAGCAGAUGAGCGGGGCUGCUUGAAUAAGAACUGCACCGAAGGCGAGUUCCGCUGCGACAGCGGCGAGUGCGUCUCCUCUUCCUUCCGCUGCGACGAGGACGCCGACUGCCCCGACGGUUCGGACGAAGCCUCCUGCCCCGCCCCCACCUGCACCGAGGGCUCCUUCCAGUGCGACAACAGGGUGUGCGUGCCCCAGAUCUGGGCCUGCGACGGGGACGAGGACUGCUCCGACGGCUCGGACGAGGGGACGCAGGCCUGCGCCGGGGUCGCCCCCAGGGCCAAGGCGACGUGCAGCAGCCAGGAGUUCGAAUGCGCCAGCGGCAUGUGUAUUCACGCAAACUGGAGGUGUGACGGGGACCCGGACUGUCCACACCGUGAGGAUGAAGUCAACUGCACUCAUCCCACGUGUAGUCCCGACCAAUUCCAGUGCAAUGACGGCACCUGCAUCCAUGGCAACCGUCAGUGUGACCGUGUCCAUGACUGCAGGGACAUGAGUGACGAGAUAGGCUGCUCCCAAGUUAAGAAGUGCGAGGGGCCGAGCGUGUUCGAGUGUCGCAGCGGAGAGUGCAUCAGCAUGGACAAGGUGUGCAACGGGGAAAGAAACUGCCGUGACUGGUCUGACGAACCGAUGAAAGACUGUGGCAACAAUGAGUGUUCGACCCAAAAUGGCGGAUGCUCUCAUGUCUGCAAGGAUCUGACUGUGGGCUUUGAGUGCCUCUGUCGUGCAGGAUACAAACUGAUGGCUGACAAAAAAGGCUGUGAAGAUGUUAACGAGUGUGAGAGCCCAGACAUCUGCAGUCAGGAGUGUUUAAAUCAGGACGGGGGUUACAAGUGUUUGUGUGAGGAGGGCUACACCAUGGACCCCCAAACCAAAGACUGCAAGGCUGUCGCAGGUAAUGUUCCCUAUCUGCUCUUCACCAAUCACCAUGACGUGAGGAUGAUGACUCUGGACCGCAAAGACUACAAACGCAUCAUCUCAGGGCUGAAGACUGCCACGGCUCUGGACAUAGACAUCCCCAGUAAGACCCUGUUCUGGUCCGACCACACCCACAAGAAGAUCUACAGGACCCAGUUGGACCAUGCAGAUGACUCCUCCCUCCACAGCGUUGUGAUUGACUGCGGGAACGGGGCCCCCGAGGGCAUCGCCGUCGACUGGAUCCACGGCAACAUCUACUGGACCGACAGUGUCCACAAGACCAUCUCCAUGGCGACUGAAGAUGGUUUGAAGAGGAAGACGUUGAUCUCUGAAGGCCUGGAUAAACCAAGAAGCAUUGUGGUGGACCCUGUCAACAACUUCAUGUAUUGGACCGACUGGGGAACCAAUGCCAAGAUCGAGAAGAGCGGGUUAAACGGAGCCGACCGUGUCGCCUUGGUGACGGAAAACAUCGCGUGGCCCAACGGCAUUACUCUGGACAUGGUGAAUCAGCGUUUGUACUGGGUGGACUCGAAGAUGCACGGGAUCUUCAGCAUCAGCACCGACGGAGGAGCACCCCACGCCCUCAUCGCCAACGCGGGAAAGCUGCCACAUCCCCUCGCGCUCACCGUCUUCGAGGACCGAGUUUACUGGACCGACGUCAGCACCAACACAGUAAUGAGUGCCAACCGCCGUACAGGACGUGAUAUCAAGCAACUUGCAAAGAACCUGACGCAGCCCGAGGAUAUCGUGUUGCACCAUGAUCUCAAGCAACCGAACGGAACCAACUGGUGCAGAGAGAGUAACCGUAUGAAUGGUGGUUGUGAGUUCCUGUGUCUCCCUGCCCCGCAGAUCAACCAGCACUCCCCCAAAUACACCUGUGCCUGCCCCGACAACAUCACCCUGGCCUCUGACAUGAAGAAAUGCGAGUCGGUCGAACAACCCAUGGUGCCACCUGUCGGACCCAAAACUGAAGCCCCAGCCCUGCCCAGACAGCCUGAACCUGCCACCGCUACCACAGCUACCUCCACGACCACGUCCUCUCUCCCCCGCGUACCUUCUCAGGAUCCGCAAAGCAGCUCCACCACUCGAAACCCACAGGAGAGCAUCGUGUCAGCCAAAGGAAGCAGAUAUGCUGCCAUGCCAACAGAAGCCAAUUCAUCUCAUCCCACUGCUCUCUAUGUCGUGUUGCCACUGAUGGUGUUGUGCUUGGUGGCCUUUGGUGGCGUGUGGUUCUGGAGACACUGGCGGCAAAAGAACACCAAUACCAUCCACUUCGACAACCCAGUUUACCAGAAGACCACCGAGGUCCACGAGGAUGAGGUCCACAUCUGCCGGAGGCAGGACCAUGAAGGAUAUGUUUACCCAGAGAGACAGGCUGUGAGUCUGGACGAAGACUUGGAGUGACUCAGAAAACUUGAAGAAUAUUUAAAUCAAGGUUUUUUUUUGUUGAACACGUGAGCAAAUGAAGGUCUUUCCGAUCCCUGGUAAUGCUGCUGCUGCUGCUGACUCAUCCUCUCCACACUCCGAUGACCUCAUCAUGGGGCUUGCUGUUUUGACCUCAGCACUGUGCCGUCCAAGACUCAGAAAACCUCAGAAUGAAGAAAAUAUGAUAUAUGAUAUAGAAAAGGAGAGAGGGAGAACCUUUCUAAAGGACAAAUGGAAAACGACUUGAAGAAGACUAAACCAUCCGUAAGCUUCUGUAGGGUGUGGUCUCGUUUAAGUGUGUGGGACCAUGGCUGAAGAAACCUCCGGAAGCCAUUUUGUAUGAACUUUUUUUUUGUUUUUUGAAAGAUAUACUACAAAUGAAGAUUAGUCCUUAAUAUUUUUUUCUGUAUAAUCUCUUUAAUUUGAUCAGACAUUUGAAGCUGUACAAAGUUUUAGCCAAUACCUACCCCCCACCCCCUCCCCCCCCCAAAAAAAAAAAAACUAGUAAGGAAGAUCAAUGUUAUUAUUCAAUACCAUUGAUGUUUUUCUUGACAUGCUAACAUCAUAUUCAAGGGUGGACUUGUGAACAUUGGUACUUGAAGACACUAUUGCCUGAUCAGCUCACAGGGUUGAAGUGCAUCUUUUGCACAACAUUGUGGCACCUUGACACCAGAGAUCAACACAGUUUAGUAUGUGAACGCUAAUGGUCAUUGGGUUAUGGUAGUUCUGAGCCGUCAUGUGUCCGUAGGGAAAUCUUAAGGUCUGUGGUUUCACCAUAUACACUGAUACACUGUUCUUAAAUGCCUUACUACAGUCUCCAUCUUUGAACUAUUUUACCAACUACGGUAAUUAUGGCCUUCUCAUUGUGCCUCGCACAAAACACAUUUUCUUUCAACCAGUUGCCUUGUUGCCGAAUUGUGUAGAUUCCAUUCUGAUAUUAAUAAGUUAUUAUGGUUAUGGAGAUGGUUUGAGACUAUUAUGCAGAAGUGAUAUACUUUCUCUGUUUUGUUCAAGAGUAGCGGAGAACAGGGACUUUCAGUAAUGUGUGGAUCACUCUGUGAUCUCUGUGUUGUUGCGGUUUCUUGAUGACCAGUGACAGACAGGAGAAGAAAACAUUAUUUUAAAUAACUUUUAGGUAUAAAAUAACUUAAAUUUCCUCAUGAGUUAGGUGGGGGUUUGUAACUUGGAUAAUCUGUAAUCAUGAAGGAAAACUAUUGUUCAAUUGAACCUUUGCCUUGGUGUUCCCAAAACCAAUGAAGAAAAUCGGUUUUGUGACCUUUUUUGUGACUUUUAGCUUGAUUAUUUUCUUUUUGAGUUGUGUUAAUAGUUUUAUAAUACUUUGUAAAUACUUACUGUUGCUUCGCCUUGUUCAGUUUUGUACAUUGUAAACCUUGAAUGUUGUAUAUAUUGCAGAUUCAUUUAUUUAUUUCUAUACAGGCCUUGUAAAAACACAUUACAUUGAGAGUUUUCAGCUUUAAUCAUCCUCUUUCUUGUGUACAUGACGUCCUCGAACUCUAAAAUAUAAAUGUAAUUAUUUUAUGGAAUGUAACAGCUUUACACCAUUGUACCAUCAUAUGACAGUGGUGAAAGUGAAAACAAAGAGUUUUCUGGGCCGAGUGCAGAAGCUGUCUGUUACGCGCAAAUUGUUAGAAUCCUGUCUAAAUAGGUUGCUACGGUUGUUAUUGUGUUUUUUCCGGUAAAUAAAAUAUGAAUAAUUGAAAUUCUGA